Molecule: messenger RNA, 6353 nt
Organism: Salmo salar (Atlantic salmon)
Lineage: Eukaryota; Metazoa; Chordata; Actinopteri; Salmoniformes; Salmonidae
Product: sterile alpha motif domain-containing protein 12
Biological process (GO): cell surface receptor protein tyrosine kinase signaling pathway
Cellular component (GO): cytoplasmic side of plasma membrane
Molecular function (GO): protein binding
Source: RefSeq, a predicted model, not a curated record
UCGGUAACCGGUCAACUCUGAAAGCCUGUGUACUGCAGUUGCCGCGCACCUCAUAUGUUUUUGGCCUGGUCAUCUAUUCCUACAGUGCAAUUGGUAUGGAUAACACAAUGGUGUUUGCGGAGACGGAAAGUCCAUUCACAUCACGUGCUAUAUAGAGCAGUAUUAAUGCGCAGGCGUCAGUCGGUAUUUGAAACCUCAUGCAGCUUUGCUUAGAAAGAGCUGUGAUGAAAAUACUACAGAAUAGGUCUUCUGUCUUCAAUAAUGAUAUACAGCCUAUGCAGGUGUGGAUACAUUUUGAGCAACCAUUGGCAUAAUUAGUCUAAAUGUGUGACGUGCGCUGUUACCGUGUUGUGCUCGAGGUCUGCACCUGUUCACUAGGAUACUGAAGCCCCCGGUGAGUGUUCCGUAUGCAUAGGGAAACAUCACUUUGUUUUGACAUUUUAAACCCUUUUAUUUGCAUUAACUACAUGGCGCGUUAUUUCUACCGAAUAUUUACAGUAAAGGCUGGUUUAGCAGUUACUAGGAGUUAUGCCAUCUAGACCCGUGAACGGUUUUGUUCCCGACCAGUGAUAUUCGGUGAAGCAAGAAGCUAUAGCCAAGUCAUAGCGUGCAGUACAACUGCGAUGUUCGGCCAGUCACCUCACGUUCUUGGAGGCAUCUUGUGGAUUCAGAAUCCAAUGAGAGCUGUCCACUGCAACCUGAGCCAGAAUGGGAUCGACCACCAGAUGAUGUGCCCGGACGACGUGACCUCACACCUGGAGGAGCAGCCCCUGGACCAAGGCGCCAUGCUGGACGACGACAGCCCCACCUAUCAGGACGUGAGCCCCGGCUACCAGCGUCACCCACCGCCCCAGCGCUCCCUCUCCGAGUCAGAACUCUCACGGCCGGGGAAUGUAAAGCUGUCCAAGCCGGUGGCCCUGUGGACCCAGCAGGACGUGUGCAAGUGGCUGAAGAAGCACUGCCCCAAGCAACACCAGAUCUACAGUGACUCCUUCAAGCAGCAUGACAUCACAGGGCGGGCUCUGAUGAGAUUGACAGACAGGAAGCUGGAGCGAAUGGGCAUCAUGCAGGAGGGCCAACGGCAGUACAUCCUCCAGCAGGUCCUGCAGCUCCGCGUCAGAGAAGAGGUCCGCACCCUGCAGCUACUCACGCAAGCCUCUCUGGAGUGUUCACCGUAGCCCGGGCGCUCUAGGAAACCAGCUGCCAACAGGACCCGGUCUCCCUCCGAUCCUGGGCUUCCUACAUCUGACCCUUGACCUCCUCCCACCACCAGUCAAAGCCGUCUUAACCCCAACCUCAUACCUAACUCCAAUCUUAAUCCUAACCUUGAUUUUUAACCCCGUGCAUAAUCUCAAACCUUCAAACAAGUCAAGUCAUUGACCUGUCCAGUGACUUAUCACAGACAGACAUUCAUUUUCUUGCCUUUAACCAAGCGUUUCCACUACAUUUGUCCCUAUCCCAUCCCAACUCUCUUACCCCUUCCGAAUUACCACAACCCAACACCUGUCUCCCAGGACUCUAUUCUGAGAACAAGCAUCAAAAGCUGGACAAUUUAUCCAUCCUCAACUGACGAUCCCACUACAAGGACUGUGGAGAACGAUGAGAAAACAAACACGUCAAAGAUGGCGUCCACUUCCAAAAACCUUCUCACUGUAUAGUAAAUCCUCCAGCGUAGGACAGACAUUAAAUGUGAAUUGUACCCCCCACGAUACACCACUGAGCCGGUGUAACAUUCUAGUGACUUCUAAUGGUGACUUUAGAGACAUUGGGUACACCAGCCUUUCUCUCUCUCUCUCUGUCCUCACUGACUAUAUCGCCAGAGCAGUGAGAGGGUGCUACAUUUUGCAUUCCCUUCCCCUCUCUGUCCCUCUCUUCCUGACUGUUGUCUGCAUUGAUUCUGUGCCCUGCCAGAGUUUGGGCUUGCCUGGUGAAAAUGACAUCUGUUGUCCUAUCUGUCUGUCCUCACACCUUUCCCUCCUUCACUUUUGUGGGUCGCUUUCUCAGCGCGGUCAGCAAGCCUUCACUGUGAAUAAGUCCAGGUGUGGCAUGAAGAGGGAGAACCUGGCAAACCAAAAGGUACUAAAUGUGAUGGUGAAAAGAUCUGGCAACCCAUUAAGGAUUAAAUGUGAUAGUGAAAAGACCUGACAACAUAAAUGGAACACGGUAUGUUAUUGCGAGGACCUGGCUAAAGUGCUUUUGAGCCAGGGAAACUGAAAUGACUGAUAACCUACAUGGGACAAUUGGUCGGUUGAGAGAGAAUCUGGCAACCCAAAAGGGCUUUUGAGCCAGUGAAAAUGAAAUGACUGAUAACCUACAUGGGACAAUUGGUAGGUUGAGAGAGACUUCAAGGCAAGUGCUUCUCUACUGAUGAAGAAGAAAAAGAUUCUCUCUAUCUCACUGCUUGAGACUAUUUUUAGAUAUGAGAUGUAUUGAAAAUAGUGUAGAAAGGAAAAUGUACCGUGGGCAAAAAAACAAAUCAUCCAAUGUCUGUCAAGUCUCAGAGAGACGUGGUAUUUAUGAGAAACUAACUCUUUGCUGUAACUGUUAAUGUGAAAUGGCCAUUCACUGGUGAUAUAAAGGCAUUUUACCUGUCAUGCCAACAAACCUGUUGCUUGGGCCAUUGUGACCUAUAUGUGUGUUUUCAUACCUUGUAGCCAGUAAUGAACUUUAACUAAAGCCAGUAUGCUGGAGUGAUUCCUAUUACCAAUGUAUCACUACCAGUGUAGCAUGAACUAUUGUCACCAUCACAACAACCUCCUCCCUGUGAAUAUGAAUAAAUGGGGAUCCAAAAAAUUUAAAUGGCCUCCAAGAAACAAAAGGGGUGGGAUUCCAGCCCUGGAGAGCCUUUGAUUUAGCUGAAUUGAAUUGCAACAUUGGGUCUUGCAUGUUACGAGCGUCCAUUGUUUGGUUUGGAGCUUGCCUUAUGCGCUCUAGUGGUUGGUUGGCCCAGUAGUAGCAGAUUAGUAUUGAUUAAACCUUCAGGACUGUAUUUCCCUCCAGGCCUGGAAUAGCCCAAUCCCUGACAUUGGAGAGGUAAGGAAUGCUGAUACUUGGUCACAUGGGAUGAAGUUGUUCAUAUCACAAUACAAGUGGCUAUUUCAUGCUUUGGUGGAGCUCUGGUGUCAGUGUCUCUCUCAGCCCUGCCUGACUGCUUCCAGUUGGGAAGGCUGGCGCUCUGAUUUCACAUCAUCUGGAUGUCAAUAGCCAAACUGGGAGGAGCAGUCUACAGAGUUAACACAAGGCAGUGUUUUGUUGAAUCCAGUAUUGUUGAGAACCGUAUUGAAUUCAGUGUUUGGGUAAGGGAAAAAUCCUCCUGGAACUGUAACAUGUCAGGAUGGAGCAGCCCCACCAUAACUUGGCUGGUGGGGUGUUUUGGGGAAGGAAGUAUGAUUACUUUGUAUGCAGUCGCCAACCAUGUGACUUUCAAGGCAUUUCGAACCUGGGUCGUGUUCAUUAGGGAAUACCGUAACAAAACGUUUUGCAACAGAAAACAAAAACGAUCGUUUCUUAUUGGACAAGUCCAGGUAGUCCCUCCCUGUUUGUCUGUUUUCUCCUGUUUGGUUCCUAAUGAACACGACCCUGCCGGCUCUGCCAAGGUGCCCGAGGACUUGCCUGAACUGGCUCUUUCCACAAUCUCCUGAUUUUCUUUUUUUUAGGCAUUUGGCAUUUUUUCAUUGGCACUUUACUAGUACACUCUUAUUGCACAAGAAAAACAUGCACGCAAAUAGAAGCAGACAUACAAGGAAUUGUCACUACACAUAGCCAGACAUUACAUUCACAGGUGUAUAUGCAUCUAUCACGUUCUCACUUAUCAUUAUUCAUGAGUCAUUCAGUAUUGCGGUAGCAUCCACAUUAAUGUAGAAGUGUUUAGAAACAUUCUAUUCUUAUUUACAUUUUUAUUUUAUUUAACUAGGCAAGUCAGUUAAGAACAAAUUCUUAUUUACAAUGACGGCCUACACCGGCCAAACCCGGACGACGUUGGGCCAAUUGUGCGCCACCCUAUGGGACUCCCAAUCACGGCCGGUCGUGAUACAGCCUGGAUUCGAACCAGGGUGUCUGACGCCUCUAGCACUGAGAUGCAGUGCCUUAGACCGCUGCGCCACUCAGGAGCCAAUAAAAGUGACUCAAAUAAUGACAUAAUACAUUAUUUACCAUUUAUUUCUAUCGGGCCGAAAAUGAUCUGAAAUGCAACUACAACAAACAGUAAAUGCAUCCAACAAGUUUGUAGUCACAAGCUUGACGUAAUCAUUGUGUGCUAGAAAUAUGGGACCAAAUACUAAACUUUAAUACACAUUUAAAUUAAUUUGUCCCAAUACCUUAGUCCCCCCAUUUUAGGGGACCAAUGAACAAAAAGUGCUGUAAUUUCUAAACAGUUCACCCGAUAUGGAUGAAAAUACCCUCAAAUUAAAGCAGACAGUCUGAACUUUAAUCAUUUUAAAUCCACAACAAAAUUGUCACUGUCCCAAUACUUUUGGUGCUCACUGUAUAUGGAAAGAUCUAGGCAAUGGGGACUGUCUAAUUGUUUUUUGUGUGUUUUUUUUACAAUAUUGCAGAGAAUGAAGUUGGCUUAAUUCUAAGUAACGUUGGGUUGCUUAGAUUUCGAUUUUGCUUUGGUGUGGAUUGAGAACUAUACGUUCAUAUCAGUUGUGUUCCUCCAUUGUAUUCACCGUUCCUUAUUUCUAUUGUGGAUAGUUUCUGUGAACCAAUGGAAAGGCUACAAAACAAUGAGCAAACCAGCUUUGGACUUGGAUUGUGAUGAUACCGAUGAAUGAAUCCUGCACACAAUGUUAUUUAUUUUAUAUUUUUAUCAGGAAUAAUGUUUGACUAGACGUGUAGGAAAUUGUUUGAUCAAAUAUGCAUAAAAGGAGAGUAGUUCUGCACCUUUGUAUAGUUUUUCUUCCAAUUUUGAUCAUGAUUUAGUAUCUGUAAAGAAAAUGUAUUGAUCUAAUGGGAUUUUUAAAAUACUGUUUUGUCUGCUUGGACUUGAAAGACAAAUAUGGUUGCAGGCAGUGGUGUUAUUUUCAUGAAUCUAUUUGUAAUUUUGACGGUAGCUUUUUUUUUUAUGUAUUUGUUUUGAGAAGGCAACGACAUUUUGAAAACGCAUUUGCUGUUUUGCAAAAGGCCACAUAGUUCUGCCUUGUGAACUCUGUUUUGAAAAUCGACAACAUUGUGCAAAAAAAUCGCUCGUACGCGAUUGAGAGAAACUGUAAUGUAUGAUUUUUCUGCCAUUUUUAAAGCAUGUUUUUAUUACUUUCCGGUGUUUUCCAUAUCAGACAGGCAUGCAGACCAAGUCUUCAGCCCCCAUACGCCCCCCCCAUCUACAUAUAGGGUGCAUAAUCUUAGAAAUAAAUGAAAUGUUGGUAACACUUUACUUCACACCUAGUGUCAUAACACGUCAUAUGUCAUAAGCUGACAUUACUUGUCAUAACCUGUUUAUAAUAUGGUCAUGACACUUUAUAUUUAGACCUGUUAUGACAUAUAUUGCAUUAUGUUAUGGCUAUUGUGACCCCUACAUAAGAGUCACAGGAGGCUGGCGAGGGGAGAAUGGCUCAUAAUAAUGUCUGGAACAGAGCAAAUGGAAUGGCAUCAAACACAUAGAAACCAUUUUAUUUUUUUUAUGUAUUUGAUACCAUUCCACUAAUCAUGUUCCAGCUAUUACCACGAGCCCGUCCUCCCCAAUUAAGGUGCCACCAACCUCCUGUGAUAAGAGUGUCAAAACCUACCACAGUAGUUAUUUUAUGGCAGGUUAUGACACCUACAUAAGUGUCAAAACGCACAAAACCUACCGAACAAGGCAAAACAUUCCAGUACACCAUAACCUACUUGUCAACAGUAUGUUUAUCAUUUUUAUUGACCAUAUUAAAUUAUCAUUGUAAUUGCGUACACAUUGACGCCAGAAAUGCACCUACCCCACGCUCUGUUGCUGAUGACUGAUGAAUGCAGGAGCAGGACUGAUAUAAGGGCAUGUACGUGAUAGGCCUAUCUUAUGAUGGUCACAAUGCAUCUUGGCAAUGUCAUAAAGUGUAUUUUCUACAAGUUAUCUAAAAUAUGAGGGGGAAAAAACAUGACUGUAAAUAAUUCAUAACAACAAAGGGUUUAAGAAACAAACUUUCUACCGAAAGGAAGCUUCUUGGCAGGGGAAAAACUCAUUUGAAUAAAUGUGUGUUUUGACACUUAUGUAGGUGUUAUAACCAGCCAUAAAAUAACGCAAUAUAUGUCACAGGUGUAAAUACAGUAUAUGAGUCAUGACAGGGUUAUGAACAUAUUUCAGGUUAUACAUGUUAGCUGUUAUGACAUGGUUAUGUGUAAAGUGUUGUCAAAUAUUAAUAUAAUAAAUAAAUCAAUUAACAUUG